AAGAUUGCGCCGACUUUUCCAAUUGUUCCAUUUUCUCUCAUCCCAAAGUUAGAAAACCCAUUCCCUUUGAAAAUGGAGGACCCUUUACUAAAGAUGAUUAGACAAUCCCUGCUUGAAACCCUAGUUGAAGCCCUAGAUCGAAGAAGAGAUGAUAAGAUUGAUAGAAUCAGUAUACUUCCACAAUCUGUUCUUCUGCACAUUCUUUCACUCUUGGACUUCAAAGAAGCUGCAGCCACCUCAGUUUUAUCCACGUCCUGGAGAGACCUUUUCUUACAACUUCCCAACAUUUUGUUAGUUUUCGAUACCAAUGGCAAUCCCUCUGACAAUCCUAGACUGUUUCACAUCUUCACACUCUUUGCUAAUCGAGUGUUUCGAGAGAGAAACCCAGAAGCAUCCAUUAAGCUUCUCCAUGUAUCUGUGAGGAAUUACACUAAAAGGAUGGAAGAGGAUUAUAGAUCAUUGUUGAUGUCUGUAGCUGCUGCAGUGUCCACUCACAAGGUGCAUCAAUUUUCUCUUGAUCUUGGUACCUAUAGUUCAAGUACUAAGGCAUCUUCAAUUGUUCUUCCACCUGCAAUGUUUAGAUCUGAGACUCUAACCAGUUUGCUUCUUACCCUUUUUGUGGGGUGGGAUGUUCCAGAAAAUGUUUGGUUGCCCAAUCUACGGGAUGCUCACUUUCUUCCGUAUAGAUUGAUGCAUGAGAAUUCUAUUCAGAGGUUUCUCGAUGGAUGCCCUAGGCUAGAAAAACUUAUGUUUUGUAUAAGGUUAAUUACAUGGAAGGUUAAGACUAAAGUCAAAACUCUUCGCAUGUCAAGUUCCACCUUGAAAGUUUUGGGGGUUACUUGGGAUCUGAUAGAUGAAACAGAGAUGAGUAUUGCUGUGAAGUCUGAAAGUCUUGAGAGCUUGACAUUAUGUCUUAGGGGAGGUCACAAAGUGAAUGUGGAUGCACCAAAUCUGAAGUCCUUCGACAUUAGCGGUCAUGUGCGUGAAUUGAACAUCAUUCAAGGUUUUCCUUCAAUUGAUGAGGCCGAAAUAGAUGUUGCAUAUACGUUUCAGGCCUCAGAUCUGGAUAACAUCUAUUCACGUUCUGAAAAAGCUUCUACCUUUUUGAGAGCUUUGGGAAACGUGAGAUUACUCCGCAUAUCGGAACCCAUCAUGAAGGUUCUAUAUCUUUCUACCUCGGCGAUGCCCACUUUCAGAAACAUGUAUAAGAUAAAGCUCAUCCCUCAUUAUUGUGAUGAUUUUCCCCGUGACAGGAUUGAACAGGUGUUAUUCGACUUGUUUGAAAAUUGUCCCAACCUUCAAGUGCUUUCCUUUGAUAAGAUAAAUGUGUUCAACGACUACAACAACUCUGGUGAUGUCGAUUUUGAACCUGUUUUCCCUAUUAGAAUGGUUCAAAAUCUGAAGAAAUUAAAAAUUGCUCAUUUCAAAGGUCGAGAAGGGGAAUACAAGCUGGUGGAAUAUUUCAUGAACAACGGAGAAUCUUUGGAGAUUGUUUCUGUGAGAAAAGAUGGUUGGAAGGCAAUUACGCGAGAACAACAAAAGAGAAUUCUCUCCUUACGUGCUGAGAAGAGAGUGAGAAUAUAUUUAGGUAAAAAUUUAAUUUUAUGAAAUCCCCAUCUCUUUAAAACUAUGUUAUUUCGUCGAACACCACCACGCCUCUUCUUGGAGCGGUGGGUUUUCGAUAUUCUCUUUUUCAUAUUCCAUUGCAUGCUUCUUCGCUGAACAACACUGUUCUAGUUCGUCCGUGUCUCUACUUUACUCCUUCGAGAGCCAACUAGCUUUUGUUUUAUAGGGUUUGUAAGUUGACGGUUGAAAACAAACUUAUCUUUUAUUUAUUUUCUACAUGAGUUAAUAUGUGUUGGAUUGAUGCGAGUA
Vigna unguiculata (cowpea) is the source of this 1875-nucleotide messenger RNA. Its product is annotated as F-box/FBD/LRR-repeat protein At1g16930-like. Lineage: Eukaryota; Viridiplantae; Streptophyta; Magnoliopsida; Fabales; Fabaceae. Gene Ontology annotation, molecular function: protein binding. The record is from RefSeq and is a predicted model, not a curated record.